Apus apus (common swift) is the source of this 5508-nucleotide messenger RNA. It is a transcript of the gene PRKCB, whose product is annotated as protein kinase C beta. NCBI's taxonomy places the organism in Eukaryota, Metazoa, Chordata, Aves, Apodiformes, Apodidae. The transcript has 17 exons. Bases 73 to 2085 code for a protein of 670 amino acids. Gene Ontology annotation, biological process: protein phosphorylation. The record is from RefSeq and is a predicted model, not a curated record. Gene Ontology annotation, molecular function: zinc ion binding; diacylglycerol-dependent serine/threonine kinase activity; ATP binding.
AGCCGGGCCCAGCGAGCCGAACCGGGCCCAGCCGAACCGAGCCGAGCCGGCGGCCGGCAGCCUGCCCGGAGCAUGGCCGAGCCGCCGGCGGCACCGGGCCCAGAGGGCGAGGAGGGCCCGGUGCGCUUCGCCCGCAAGGGAGCCCUGCGGCAGAAGAACGUGCACGAGGUGAAGAACCACAAGUUCACGGCUCGCUUCUUCAAGCAGCCCACCUUCUGCAGCCACUGCACCGACUUCAUCUGGGGCUUCGGCAAGCAGGGCUUCCAGUGUCAAGUUUGCUGCUUCGUCGUGCACAAGCGGUGCCAUGAGUUCGUCACCUUCUCCUGCCCCGGCGCUGACAAAGGCCCGGCCUCUGAUGAUCCCCGGAGCAAACACAAAUUUAAAAUCCACACGUACUCCAGCCCCACCUUCUGUGACCACUGCGGGUCGUUGCUGUACGGGCUCAUUCACCAGGGGAUGAAAUGCGACACCUGCAUGAUGAACGUGCACAAGCGCUGCGUGAUGAACGUCCCCAGCCUGUGCGGGACGGACCACACGGAGCGCCGGGGGCGGAUCUACAUCCGAGCUGACAUCGAGAAGGACGUGCUCACCGUCGUUGUAAGAGAUGCUAAAAACCUAGUUCCUAUGGAUCCGAAUGGCUUGUCAGAUCCCUACGUGAAGCUUAAAUUAAUCCCUGACCCCAAAAAUGAAAGCAAACAGAAGACCAAAACUAUCAAGUGCUCCCUGAAUCCUGAGUGGAACGAGACAUUUAAAUUCCAACUGAAAGAGGCAGACAAAGACAGGCGGUUGUCAGUGGAGAUUUGGGACUGGGACCUGACCAGCAGGAAUGACUUCAUGGGCUCCUUGUCCUUUGGGAUUUCUGAGCUGCAGAAGUCAGGAGUCGAUGGAUGGUUUAAGCUGCUGAGCCAGGAGGAAGGGGAGUAUUUCAACGUCCCGGUGCCUCCUGAGGGAGAAGAAGGAAACGAGGAACUGAGGCAGAAAUUUGAGAGAGCCAAGAUUGGAACCGGGUCCAAGGCUGCAGAUGAGAAGACAACAAAUGCCAUUUCCAAAUUCGACAACAACGGGAGCAGAGAUCGAAUGAAACUUUCGGAUUUCAAUUUCCUGAUGGUGUUGGGAAAAGGAAGCUUUGGGAAGGUGAUGCUGGCAGAGAGGAAGGGCACGGACGAGCUCUAUGCUGUCAAGAUCUUGAAGAAGGAUGUGGUUAUCCAGGACGAUGAUGUAGAAUGCACCAUGGUUGAGAAACGUGUCCUGGCCCUCUCUGGGAAGCCUCCGUUCCUGACCCAGCUCCACUCCUGCUUCCAGACAAUGGAUCGCUUGUAUUUUGUGAUGGAAUACGUGAAUGGUGGGGACUUAAUGUACCAGAUCCAGCAGGUUGGGAGGUUUAAAGAGCCACAUGCUGUAUUCUAUGCAGCAGAAAUAGCCAUUGGCCUCUUCUUCCUGCAGAGCAAAGGCAUCAUUUAUCGAGACCUGAAGCUGGACAACGUGAUGCUGGAUAGCGAGGGGCACAUAAAGAUCGCAGACUUCGGCAUGUGCAAGGAGAACAUCUGGGAUGGGGUGACCACCAAGACCUUCUGUGGCACUCCUGACUACAUUGCACCUGAGAUAAUUGCGUAUCAGCCCUAUGGGAAGUCCGUGGAUUGGUGGGCAUUUGGAGUCCUGCUCUAUGAAAUGUUAGCUGGUCAGGCUCCCUUUGAGGGGGAAGAUGAAGACGAGCUCUUCCAAUCCAUCAUGGAGCACAACGUAGCCUACCCCAAGUCCAUGUCUAAGGAGGCCGUGGCAAUCUGCAAAGGGCUGAUGACCAAGCACCCUGCCAAGCGCCUGGGCUGCGGCCCAGAGGGGGAGCGGGACAUCAAGGAACACGCCUUCUUCCGCUACAUCGACUGGGACAAGCUGGAGCGCAAGGAGAUCCAACCUCCCUUCAAGCCAAAGGCUAAGGACAAACGAGACACUUCCAACUUCGACAAAGAGUUCACCCGGCAGCCAGUGGAGCUCACGCCCACAGACAAACUCUUCAUCAUGAACUUGGACCAGAACGAGUUUGCUGGAUUCUCCUACACUAACCCCGAGUUUGUCAUUAACGUGUAGUGGCGGCGCAGCCGCCGCCCUCUCCUCGCAGCCCGACGCUCCAGACGCCCUGUACAUACCACACUAGUCUUCCGGGAGUAGCAGACACAUCCCUCACGCGAAACACGCCGACCGCUUCUUUUAGGAGGCCUUUCUAUGUCUGUGUCACUCGCUGGCUUGGUUUCCCUAGCUGGAGAUGUCUGGGGUCUGAGUUAAUGGUCAGUAAUACUUCUAGGAGCUAUAGUUGGUGGUGACUAAUAGAGUUUUAAAACAGAAUUAUACCAAAUUGCUACAGUCUUUGUAAUUUUUGAAACCGGAUGCUGAGAUCCCAGUGACCCUAGCUACUCUCAAAUCGUGUCUGUUGAAUGCUAAGCAUGGUUGAUAUCUUAAACCGUUGUGCUGAAGCUUGCGAUGACUGUGAGCUUGUCUUAGAGGAGCCUUUUGUUCAAGACAUGGGUACAUUUGAUCAGUGUGGAAAAGUCUGCUUAUAGACAUCUAUUUUUAAAGGCAUUGUACAUACUGUCAGCCCAGCUCUCCCAAGCCACCCCUGCCCCACCAGCCUGCCCCUUGCCAUUAGGCCUUUCCUGCACUCGGGCAUCAGGACUCCAAACCAAUUCCAUGCCAGUUCUUGUAAACCAGAGCAAAUCUUUUUCUAAGGGAAAGGUGGGAUUUUAUUUUUUUUUAAAAACAUCUGGAACAGUUUGCAGUUUUGAUACACUCUGUCAGCACUCUCAUAAAUCUUUCUCCUGUUUUUUCACAGGCACUGUCGAAAUUUAACAGCUCUGUAAAGGAUAUUAAUAUUCUACCAAAACAAAACACAUUUAUAUUCUCGGUUUACAAUUUACCAACUGGAAAUAUGCCCGCUAUGAACGGGCUGCACUGAGGGCUAUUUAUAACGGUAACUUUUCUACUUUACACCCUCUGCUAUUAUCUUCAAGGCUCAAACCCUAUGAAUGUCACAGGCAUCUCAAUUUACCUGGUUUCAACCAAAAUUCCUGGGGGUUAUAUCCAGCAACCCAGGACCUUUGGCAUCAUUUCAAAAAGCAUGGAAUCAGAAGAGGCAAUUCCAGCAGCUGUUAGUGAGGCAGAGCCGUGCCAGGAGGACAGGGGCAGGCAGGGGAGGGCAGGGCAGCCAGGUGCCAACUCUGUCUCACCCCUGGGUUUGCAGUAGGAUGAGCCCCGAGCCUGAGCAUCCUCAGAGCCAGAGGCUGGGAUUCCUUUCUCAGCACACACCAGUUUGGCUGGUUUGCAACAAACCCCUGUGUGUGUGUUUUUCCGCCCCACUCCUGGUUCUGCUGUAAAUACCCAUUGCUCCAUGGCUACCAGGGGAAAAGGGGGGUGGGAUUUUAUGGAUCACCAGGAAUCCUAUAAAGAAAAUUCUGGUUUGUAGAUCUUUUAUAAACAUCAAGCUCUACCUUUUGAAAUUAUUUUCUUCUUGUAAUGAUUCAUUGAGGAAAAAAAAGGCUGCUAGAAGCUAAAGCUGAUGUCCCACCUGCCUGGAGUGGGUGGCCAGUGUCCUCACCCUGAUUUUUCCAUUGCGGGGGGAUGUGAGCCAGGAGGCCAUGGCCUGGGUACUGACCCAGGCUGGGGGAAACCCAACAAAACCCAGAAAAACUGCAAAUUGUGCCAGAUUGAGGAGAGGGUUUAUGAGACACUGCAUCAGACGAAGCCCAGGGCAGCCUCGCACAGGGGCUGGUUUUUGUGAGGGUUCUUGUAACUCCAGCACAUGUUUCAGAAGACGUCUCGCCAUCCUCUGCAGACCACAGUUGAUGUUCAGAGCAUGUACAUUACUGUAACUUCCAAACCCGUUGCUGCAGAACUAGUAUUACUUCAGUGAUGAAUGUUUUUAAUUUCCAUAUUUUCAGCCCUGAAGCUGCUCCCCGGGUCUCUCCAGGAUGCUGCUGUGAGGUUCCCCGUGCUGAGGGCACCCGGGGCUGUGGCCGGGCACAGGGGCUGUGGGGAGGGGGGGAUGAUGUUGUUCCUGUUUGGGACUUUGUGUAUGUUGGGGUGACACUUCCACAUGGAGCAGGCGCUGCGGAACCACCGGGCGAGCCGGCAGCCCCAGAGCUUGGGUGGCAUCUUCAGGAUCUGCAAGGUUGAGAUCCAAGCUCCAGGGAGAGCUUAGCAAAGGCUCAGUCCUGCUUGCAGGGCUCGUACCUUGAGUAUUUCUGAUGUUGUCCAUUGUGCUACUUGCCAAACUCUUACUUCAUGUUUAUUUCCAGAUGACCUGUUUCUUCUGUAGAGAAAUGUGAAAUGGGAUGCACCUGGCCCUGCACAGACAUGGUGAUUUGUACCAACUCUUGCAAGGAAGGGCAGAGUGACAGUGGUUGACUCACUGUUUGCUGUAAUGUGAUGAUUUAAUCUUCACUAUUGGAUGGGGAAGGCAGAGCUCCAGGAAGAUGCAGAGAGGAUCCAGCCCCUGGGUGCUCUGAUGCAUGGAGAAAGCCUGGCGAAACAGUACCUGGGUGUACAGCAGAGCAGUGCCAGGGGACAAGGGGGCAGUGGGAGCGAGCAGCAGGCGAGGCAGAAGCGUGUCCUUGAACCCAAACCACUCCGUGAUUGUGUGGAUUCCCUGAUCCUGGUGGUCUGCAAGAUUCUGCUGAGGCUGUAAGGCUAGAGGCUAGCAAGGGGGGAUUGGGAACCUUAAUCUGCUUCAACUCUGCUGUCCCACAGCUGCUUGGGGCUCUGCUGGAUACAGUCAGUCCCAUUCAGCAGUUCAGGGUGAGUCUGUGCCCAGGCUCCUGAACAUCCCUACUCCCCAGGCAGAGUGUGGGCACUGCCCUGUGCCAUGGCAUUCACCCCUGGCAAUGGGGACCUGCUGCUGUCUCUUCUGGCUGGACAUCUGAGCAGCCUUCUCUUGAUAAGAGAGCCAUCACCAGAGGAGUUAUUGAUCCAUUUAAUCCAUGCAGUUUUGCCUAGCAGCCAACCCAUCUAGGUAGUCUCAAAAGAUGGGACGAUGAGCGAGCACUCUGAGCAGCAGACGUGCUGUGGUGUGUGUGGAUCCCAGGAGCUCUAACAAGCACAGAGCUAGCAUCAUUUCUAGUGCAGAGUGUGGGGAUGUAGCCGUUCGAAGGGCCGCGCUCACGUCUGGAGGGUGGAACUGAUUCCUGCCAACAAGUGCUGCAGCUUCUCUGCUUUUGCAGAAGCAGGUGAGCCACUGGGUCUGCAAGAGCAGAAGAAGCAACAAGCACCUUGCUCCAUACGUAGACGUGUCAUCCAAGCUGUUUAUUUCUGAUCAGGUUCAAAGAGGCAAUUAAAACAAAGGGGGGAAAUGAAAAUGUUUAUUGUUAAACAGUUUGUGUUUGUGAAUUUGAUUUCACCUGCAAGUAUUUGAUGACUUUUCUACAUCCUAGACUACCUGCUAUGUGUUGUCAAAAGAUUCUCAUAAAAACCUCCUUCUAGAUGGACAUAUACUCUUUAUUCUAUUUGCUGCAUGUAUGAAAA